GAGCGUUCAGUAUAGGUUAAAGAGAGAAAGUAGUGUUAUCACAAUUUGGGCAAUUUAGGCGCAAAGCGAUUAUAGAAUUCAGAGUUGAUGGAAAAUCGCUUAAAUUCUUAUUGCUUCAGUUAGCUUAAAAAGUAAAACUAAAUGCUUAAAAGCAAAAUGUUUUCAUAGGUUUUAUUAACAAUUUCAUAUACCCGUAUAUUUAACGAAAUGUUUUUGUAAGCAAAAAUUGCACAAAAGCGUUAGAGCCUUGCGUCCAACUCUUCAUAUAAUUCUUAAAAUAGCAAUAUAAACUUAAUAAUAAUUUAUCAAUUAAAUUUCCAACUUAUGCUUUUAAGAACUAUUUAUUAAUAUGAGCAAAAAUGCACCCUGUUCGGCCAGUGAAAAUUAAUAACAGUUAUGAAUCGGAACCAUCAUCUGGAAGCGGGUCUUCGUUAAGUGAACCCAAUGAUUAUUGCAACUCAUUUGCUAUUGAUGCUAUUAAUUUCCAGCAAAUACUUAAACCGCCGUCUUACAGCAACGAAGUUACAGUUAUAACAACAGAAAACCCAAGUUCGUCGAAUAGUUGCAAGUCAUACGAAGAGAAAACGUGUUUACAAUAUGAAAAGCAAUCCAGUUAUAUAUCUACUAUAUACUCUGGCGAGGAAUCACCAUUCAAAGGAUUUGACGAUAGUACAUAUGGCAAGAAAAAAGUGGAUUUUUGCGCAUUUAAUUCAAAAAAGUUGGACAUAAUUCAAGAAGGUAUAUCGAAAGGAAGAUCACUAUUACCAAAUUUUUUUGACACGCUUAUUGAAGAAAAUAGCUGCAAUGCAGUGGACAUGCAAUUACCUAAUGAAAACAUUUCGCAAAAUAGUUAUUUCCCAAGAAAUGAUAGUAUUGAUAUGGAGAAGAAAAUAUCUCAAUCAAGUGAUACAAAUUUAUCUUCUGAGUUAUCUUUUAAUGGAAAAAUUAAAAACUUAACAGCAAACAUAGUAACUCUGGAUGAUGUAGAAAACCAACUGCCACAAAGAAAAACAGACCACACUCCGUCAUUACCAAGAUUAGAAACACCUGUAAUAUCCUCGCAACAUAAUCAAUCUUUUAUAUUAAAAAAAUAUAGCAACGAAAAAUCACCGGACUUAUUUGGUGAAGAUGAUGAUGAUGAUGAUGAUGAUUCCAAUACCAGUGUAGAUAAUAGUGAUGAGCAAUCAUUUAAAGAUAAUAGUCUGGAAUUAAGUAAAGUUGAAAGUCUGACGAAUAAUAAAUCUAAUGCAAUUUCAUUUACGGAAGAAAUAGAAACAAAAUAUGAAAUAGAUACAAGCAUAAAUAAAUCUUUGAACUGCCCAACAGAGUCGAGUUUUGCCGAUGAUACAAUUUUCGAUGAGACUACACAAAAUGGUAAUGAUGCACAAACUAUGUUUCAUAAUAAUUGUAAGCGUGAAAGAGAACUACUUAAACGUACGCGUAAGAGUCUUGCAGGUCUGCCACCUCCACCGUCUCUUACAAUACCACAAUUGGAUCUAUUUACAGCUGUGCUAAAUAAUAAAAAGAACAUUUUAAACUUUUUUAAAUCGCCAAUAGCAGAAGAAAGCGAUUCCAAUUCAGUAAAUAGUCUUUUGAAACCAACACAUACAUUAGAAGCAGCUAAAUCAAUUACUUGGAGAGAUAUUUUAGGUGUAAGAUAUCAUGGCUUAUGUUAUAACUUAAAUAAAUCAUCUGAAAGUAAUGAAUAUUUAAGUUUGGCAGUUAUUGAACGUUAUAUUGGAGCAGAAACUAAGUCAUCGUUCAGAAAUUCACCGUCAAGCGCUAAAAAACGUAAUUUGCGCAUGAAAUUAUUGCCACAAUCACCAGGCAAUCGACUUAGUCAUUUAGCAAAAAGGAGAGCGAUAUUUUCAUCAGCUAAUCUAGCAACAACUUCACAAAAAUCAAACACUUCUCUGGGACCACAAAUAGUAAUAAAUAAAGAUAAACAUAAAAAAAGACGAAAGGCAACUCCUAAACGUAUGACAAUCAAUAACACAUAUCGAAAAACACCUACUUCUUCAGCUCGCAAACGCUUAUACCAUGAUCUCAUGAAACCAGUACCAUCACGUGAAACUUCGAAAAGAGCACUAUUUCAAAGUCCUGCCAAAAAAUCUGUACCUAAAAAUAUUAUACAAAAACUGCCAAUAAAACCUGAAAUUGCAAAUCGCGUGGAGAAAUCUAAACGUGCGCUCUUUUCUCCAGAAACGUCAGGAAAAUCCUCUGUAAGUGAUCAAAGUGAUAUUUUCAAAUCUUUACCUUGCAAAAACACGCAAUUUGAAUCGGUACUUAAACGUAAACGCAUUGAAGAUGAUGAUAAUGAUGCUGUCGAUGCAAUGGAAUUUUCAACUCAAAGAAAUAAACAGUUUCGCAGUAGUGCUGAAAAUUUAACACCGCGUGCUUUGAAAAUUAAAAGUCAGAGUUUUUGUAUUGGAGCUGGUUCCUCCUUUACCUCUUCAACCGCUACAACUACAUUUAACAGCACUUCACUGACAGAAAGUGAGAAAACCGGCUUAUCCAAUAACUCUAGUCGUAUUUGUUUAGCAACAAAUUCAAAAAUACAACGAGCUCAUUCUGAUAUGGUAAUGCCAAGUAACUCCCUUACAGAAAACCAACGAAAGAAAUUGCUUUGGGCUGUUUCACAAGCACUGCAAGAGAAGAAAAUUACUGCUCAACAUACAAGCUUCAAACAAUUUGCUUCAGUUUUAGCUAGGGUUGUAAGAAGGAUUUUCCAAGAAUUCUAUCAGAAGAGCAGUACGAGCAAUAGCGAAACAAUGUUACGAUUGGCUAAGAAAUAUGUUUAUAAUGUUGUAUCUGGUAAAACUGCGGACGAUAUUUAUUUUCACGCUAAAGCGCAAAUUGAUGAUAAUAAACGACUCUCUUGUAGUCGUCUUUCUGGAUAUAUACCACCAGACGAGUAUCAGCAACGUAAGAACUGUCAACAGAGCCAGCAUGGUUCAUUGCAAAAUCUAUUCAGUACAGAGACUUCAAUAGAUUCAUUUAGCUUUAGUCACACUUCGUCUGGUUUUUAUGAACACUCUACUUCACAAUCCAAUCUUUUAGAGAUUAUACCUCAAGACGAUAUAAAUUAUUCACAAAAUUCAGUUGGAUCGAGCAAGCUUUCUUCGCAAAUAUCGCAAUCGAAUUCUGCUUUACCAAAUAGUUCAUCCAAAAAUAAUCUUGGUGGCUUGGCAUUGCGGGAAAACGUUGAUUGUGAACUACGUAGGUCAGCACAGAAAAACUUCACAGGUAAGGAUCAAAGAAAUGUAAGUCCCUAUGCAGACUCAAAUUCUAAUACAAAUGUACGUGUCGGUUCUGGUCUUAAAACGCAAUCGCAAUUAGUGUCUGAAUUCAAUGCGAAUUGCGCUAAAGCCAAACGUCAAAUUAAUUUUUAAUUAAUAUAAAUUCUACAUUUAAUUCAAUAUUUUUAAUCCAAUUUUCUAAAAAGAAGUUGAAUUGUAAUUAUGAAACAAGCGCAACUUUUAACCACAUUAAAUGUAGUUAUAAGAGCAGAACUAAUGUUGAAACUGGAAGACAUAAAAAGUUUGGGUUGUAUUUUUAAUAGUCUGAUUCAGCUCAUAAUUUUAAUAGAAUUCUUUUUUAAUUUUUUUUUUUGUGUAAUUUUA
Teleopsis dalmanni is the source of this 3623-nucleotide messenger RNA. RefSeq lists its product as uncharacterized. The record is from RefSeq and is a predicted model, not a curated record. The transcript is spliced from 8 exons. NCBI's taxonomy places the organism in Eukaryota, Metazoa, Arthropoda, Insecta, Diptera, Diopsidae. The coding region runs from base 360 to 3392 and encodes 1010 amino acids.